Molecule: messenger RNA, 3477 nt
Organism: Heterocephalus glaber (naked mole-rat)
Lineage: Eukaryota; Metazoa; Chordata; Mammalia; Rodentia; Bathyergidae
Source: RefSeq, a predicted model, not a curated record
CUGGCGCGGCGCCAGGCCUGAGUCACGCUGCCCGCCCGUCCGCCCCUCAGCUCCCUCCCAGCUCCUCCCCAGCGCCUCACCUCCGCACUGCAGCUCGGGUGAGCCCGCCCAGCCGCCCGCUGCUUGUGGCCGGGGCAGGCAUGGGUGGAGGGCCAGGGGCUGCCUGUCCUGCCCCCUUGCUAGGCAGCCUUUCCCCUCCACUGAGGCCUGGUUAAUUAUAGCUCUGACCUAAGUGCCCUGUGACGCCACCCGGCCGGCCCUGCCGGGGAGACCCAGCAGCCAGGCCUGAGAAGGCCUUCAGGUUGUCUGGGGGACGGAGGAGGAGCCAGGCUGGAGCAAAGGAGGCGGCCGAGGAGGUGCCCAUGUGGACGAACAGCCAGGCCUGCCCUGGAGUUGCUGCUUCCCCCUCCCUUGAGAGCCUCCUGUCCCCUGGUCCAUGUCCCAGCCAUGCUCCCUGCGGAGGAGCCCCUGUCCUACCUGGGCCCCUCAGUGCUGCUGCUGCUGUCGCAGCUGCUGCUGUCCCCCGCAUCUGCCUUCUUCCCCAAUAUCUGGAGCCUUGUGGCCGCCCCCGGCUCCGUCACCCACCAGGACCUGACCGAAGAGGCUGCGCUAAAUGUCACCCUGCAGCUCUUCCUGGAGCAGCCACCCCCGGCUCGGCCCCCGCUUCGCCUCGAGGACUUCCUGGGCCGCACCCUCCUCGCCGAUGACCUCUUUGCUGCAUACUUUGGACCUGGGUCUCCUUCCCGGCGGUUCCGAGCAGCCCUAGGAGAGGUGGCCCGUGCCAAUGCAGCUCAGGACUUCCUGGCAGCUUCCAAGAAUGACCCUGACCUGCACUUUGAUGCAGAGCGGCUGGGCCAGGCACGCGAGCGACUGGCGGGGGCUCUGCAGGAGACCCUGGCGGCAGCCAGAGCCCUGGAGCACACGCUGGCCCGCUGGCGCCUCGGGGCCGCACUGCACGCCUUGCAGGAUUUCUACAGUCACAGCAACUGGGUGGAGCUGGGGAAGCAGCGGCCACACCCUCACCUCCUCUGGCCCAGGAGGCAGGAGCUCUGGAGCCUGGCACAAGUGCAUGAUGCUACCUGCUCUGAUUGUGGGGAGAUGAGCUGCCCUGGGAAUUUGCUGGGUUCUACUCUGCUCACUUCCGGCUACUUUGGAAUUCAUUCCCCCAAACCUCCAGGGAAAUGUAGCCAUGGGGGCCAUUUUGACCGGAGCAGCUCCCAGCCGCCCCGGGGAGGCAUCAACAAGGACAGCACAUCCCCGGGCUUCUCCCCCCACCACACGCUGCACCCGCAGGCUGCAAAGCUGGCCCUUCUGGCCUCCAUCCAGGCCUUCAGCCUCCUGCGAGGCCACCUGGGAGACAAGGGCUUCUCCAGGCUGCUGGACAUCACCCCGGCCUCCAGCCUCAGCUUUGUCCUGGAUACCACGGGCAGUAUGGGCGAGGAGAUCAGUGCUGCCAAGAUCCAGGCUCGCCACAUCGUGGAGCAGCGGCGAGGUGGCCCCAUGGAGCCCGUCCACUAUGUCCUAGUGCCUUUCCACGACCCAGGGUUCGGCCCUGUCUUCACAGCCAGUGACCCUGACAGCUUCUGGCAACAACUCAAUGAGAUCCAGGCCUUGGGGGGUGGAGACGAGCCUGAGAUGUGCCUGUCGGCGCUGGAGCUGGCCCUGCUGCACACCCCGCCACUCUCAGACAUCUUUGUCUUCACGGACGCCUCCCCCAAGGAUGCCUUUCUCACCAGCAGGAUUGGGUCCCUGACCCAGGAGCGGCACUGCAGGGUGACUUUCCUGGUGACGGAGGAUCCAUCGAGGGGUCAGGGUCGGACUCGGCGUGAGGUCUUGUCACCUCUGCGGUUUGAGCCAUAUGAAGCAGUGGCCCUCUCGUCAGGAGGAGAAGUGAUCUUCACCAAAGAUCAGCACAUUCGGGACGUAGCGGCCAUUGUUGGGGACAGCAUAGGUGCUCUGGUGACUCUUCCCCUGGAACCUCCUGUCUUGGUUCCUGGGAGAGCAGCUGUGUUCAUUGUGGAUGGGCUGCUCCGGAAGCUCACUGUCCGGAUGCAUGGGGAGAUCAGCAGCUUCUGGAUCAAGAGCCCUGCAGGGGAGUCUCAGAACCACGAGGAAGGUGUGGGUCUACUAGGUCACACUCGCCGCUUUGGCCAGUUCUGGGUGGUGACUGUGACGGACCCCCCCCAGACAGGGAUGUGGGAGAUCCAUGUCACAGCUGAGGGCGCCCCUCGGCUGAGAGUGCAAGCCCAGACCGGCCUCGACUUCCUCUUCCACUUUGGGAUCCCCAUGGAGGAUGGACCCCACCCUGGCCUCUACCCCCUGGCUCAGCCAGUUGCAGGGCUCCCGACCCAGCUGCUAGUGGAAGUGACCGGGCUGGGCUCCAGAGGCAACCCUGGGGGUCCUCCGCCGCACUUCUCCCACGUCGUCCUUCGAAGGGUUCCAGAGGGCACCAAGCUGGGUCAGGUGGCCCUGGAGCCCAAGGGCCCCCCAGAGCGAGGUCUCCUCGCGGCCUCACUGCCGCCAGCGCUGCUGUCCGCCCCCGGCCCCUUCUCCCUGGAGCUGAUAGGCCAGGACGGAGGCGGGCAGGGCCUGCACAGGGCUGCCCCCCAGCCUUGCACCGUGGCUCCCGUCCUGCUGGAGCUCAGCGGACCCCCAGGUUUCUUGGCCCCGGGCAGCAAGGCCCCGCUCAGCCUCCGCGUCGCCAGCUUCUCCGGCUCUCAGGAUCUCGACCUCAAGACCUCCGUCAACCCUAGCUUCGUCCUCACCUCCAAUCUGUCCAGGGCCCGUCUGGGGCUGAAUGAGUCCGCCUGGGGGCGCCUGUGGCUGGAGGUCCCGGAGUGCGCGGCCCCCGACUCCGUGGUGCUGGUGACUGUGUCCGCGGUGGGUCGCGAAGACAGCCCGGCGCCCCCGACCCACGCCUUUCUCCGGUUUGUGGUGCUGGCCCUGGGCUCCCAGGUGAGGCCCCCGCCUUUCCCCGAGCGGGCCGGGGCCGAGGAGCGCAGGGCCGAGGAGGAAGGCGCGGGCGCAGCCCGGCGGCCUCCUGCGCCCCUGCCCGGGGCCGCUCGCGCCUCUUCGCCCCCGACUCCGCGGCCUCGGGCCGGGGCUGCGGGGCGGCAGGCCGGGGGCCCCCGCUGGGGCGCCAUCGGGGGCGCUCUGCUGCUGCUCCGCCUGCUCUCCCGCUAGCGGCCGCCUUCUGAAAGCGCAAAGGGAAGCCUGCGGUGUUGAGAGAGCGGUGGGCGUCCCGCAGUGCGCCUUCCCCGCCUGUGCGGAAAGCAGACUGGAGACCUGGCGGAAAGCAGACUGGAGACCUGGCGGCUGGGGAAGCCGCCCUCUGUGGCUUUGGAGCAUCACCAUGCCAUCACCGGGUGCUUAGUCACAGAGUUGUUUUACUAUAAAUUCUGAAGCAGCUUCUAUUUUAUUUUAUUUAUUUAUUUUUUGUUAUUUUAUUUUUGUGUUUAAAGCUGAUAGUUUCAUGAG